AUGGUUCAAGUUCUCCAUCAGUCAAGACAGACCGUAACCUGCCAAAUAAAACUCCCUAAUGCCCAGUCAUUUUACUAUACGGCAGUUUACGCCUCUAAUCUACCUGAGGAAAGAACGGACCUGUGGGUUGAACUCCUGCACCUCCAUCAAAAUCUUUCCCUCAGUUCGUCUCCGUGGAUGCUUGGAGGAGAUUAUAACCAAAUAAUCCAUCCAUCUGAACACUCAAAUCCAGCUGUUUCCACCUUUGACGCGAGAAUGACUGAAUUCAGAGACUGUCUGACUCAGAUGGGGAUGUUCGAUCUUCGAUUCCAGGGACCGUUCUUCACCUGGAAAAACAAUCAACCGGAGUCUCCCAUUGCUAAAAAACUAGACAGGCUUCUGGUAAAUUGCCACCUUGUUGGAUUGUUCCCAGAUAGUCAAGCCUUCUUCCUCCCUCCGCUAACCUCAGACCAUAGCCCCUGUCUCAUUCAUCUGUCCCAUCGCCUGCCUAAAGCCGGCACUAGACCCUUCAAAUUCUUCAACUACCUAACUAAGCACCCCGACUUUCACCAUGUGGUACUAGAAGCUUGGAUUCAGGCCGGAAGCUUUGCUUCCACUCUUACUAGAUUGAGCUGGAAGCAAAAGACCAUUAAGAGAUCACUGAGAGAGUUAAACAGAGCGAACUACUCACAAAUACAAAAGAGGGUUAGUGAGGCUUACAGUUUGUUGCAAGUUGUGCAGGUACAGGCAUUGGAAGCACCCUCCCAACAACUCUUCAGCCAAGAAAGAUUGCUCCAUGAAAAGUGGACUUUUCUGAGAGGCAUAGAAGAGAGUUACUUUAAGCAGAAAUCAAGAAUAAACUGGCUAAAAGAGGGAGAUCAAAAUACGACUUACUUCCAGAGAAUCGCACAAACGAGAACAAGCUACAAUUCUAUCAGGUCCUUCCUUCUCCCCUCGGGGGACAUCAUCCAGGACCCAAUAGAGAUGAGUCUCCAUGCUAUCAAUCACUUCACGUCAAUUCUCGGGCCUCAGAUACUCCCACCAAUUCCCCUGCCAUCUCCGCCCUCUUGGUUCCAAGCUCUCACCCCAUUCCGAUGCCCAUCUGCGCUUCAUCAACAAAUGACAAGCAAGCCAUCAGUUGAGGAGAUUACAAAGGUUAUGUUUCGACUAAACCCAAAUAAAUCUUCAGGGCCUGAUGGCUUAACCUCGGGUUUCUACAAAGCUUCGUGGGACAUUCUGGGAGCCGAAGUAACUGCCUCUAUCUCUAACUUCUUCGUUGACUCUUUCAUGCCCGCUUCAACCAAUGCUACCAUCCUCACCCUAAUACCAAAGAAUCCAGGCGCCUCAAAGAUCACAGAUUAUAGACCCAUCUCUUGUCUCAACACUCUCUACAAAGUGGUCUCAAGACUCCUCGUCAAAAGGCUGAAACCGUUGCUUCCUGAACUCAUUCUCCCGAACCAAACUGCAUUUGUCAAAGAUAGACUGUUAGUUGAAAACAUAGUCUUGGCCGGAGAACUGGUCAAUGGUUACCACAAAUCUAAGGGUCCUAAGAGAAUUACUAUUAAAGUGGACAUCGCUAAAGCUUUCGAUAGUGUCUCAUGGGACUUCCUUUUCAACUGCCUAGAAGGUCUAGCUAUACCUGAGGAGUACCGAAGCUGGUUGAGGGCAUGUAUCUGUUCCACUAACUUCACAGUAGGCUACAACGGAAUGGUACAAGGUUAUUUUAAGGGGAAGCGAGGACUAAGACAAGGUGAUCCGCUCUCUCCCUACCUAUUCGUAAUUGCAAUGAACUGCCUCUCUCUGAUGUUAAACAAAGCCGCGGAAGAUGAGAAAUUUACCUAUCAUCACGGAUGUACUGGUUCCAAGCUCACCCACCUUUGCUUUGAUGAUGACCUUCUCAUUUUUGUUGAGGGAACACUGGAAUCUGUGCAAAACGUGUUGCAGGUUCUCCAUGAAUUUGAAUUGCGCUCAGGUCUGGCUGUAAGCGUCCAAAAGCCAAGCUUCAUUGCGUCUGGAGUGUCUCAGGAGGUGUGUGACUUGAUUAAAUUCACCACGGGAAUGCCUCAAGGCUCUCUGCCUGUCAGAUACUUGGGCGUUCCUCUAAGUAGCAAGAAACUGAGCAUGGCCAACUGCGAAGUCCUGAUUCAGUAA
Molecule: messenger RNA, 2130 nt
Organism: Microthlaspi erraticum
Lineage: Eukaryota; Viridiplantae; Streptophyta; Magnoliopsida; Brassicales; Brassicaceae
Source: the annotation of a GenBank genome assembly